Messenger RNA from Amphimedon queenslandica, 3489 nucleotides. RefSeq names its product ubiquitin-like modifier-activating enzyme 1. Gene Ontology annotation, cellular component: nucleus; cytoplasm. Bases 230 to 3376 code for a protein of 1048 amino acids. The record is from RefSeq and is a predicted model, not a curated record. The transcript has 29 exons. Lineage: Eukaryota; Metazoa; Porifera; Demospongiae; Haplosclerida; Niphatidae. Gene Ontology annotation, biological process: DNA damage response; ubiquitin-dependent protein catabolic process; protein ubiquitination. Gene Ontology annotation, molecular function: ubiquitin activating enzyme activity.
CGUGUAAACCGAAAAGGAGCAGGUUUUAGAGAAUAAGCACCUGGUCUUCAAUAUAUACAAGCCUUCAGUACCUUAGACGAAUAAUUUUAAAGAGCCACAAUCGUAGUUCUCCGUAUACUCUCCAACACGAGCGUCAUAUACGGAGAAACUACCCCUGAAGACAAGAGAUAAGAGUUGAAGGGUAGUUUCUGGAUAAGUAUAAUUAGUUUCCUCCCUCAUUCAUCACUUCAUGUCAUUUGAGAAUCACGUACAGGCACAGUCUAGCCCUCCAGCGAAAAAACGUCGCGUAGAGAACCACUUUCAAGAAGUAGAAAUGGCUGACUCUACUGAAAAGGAGAUUGAUGAAGGAUUGUACUCACGUCAAUUGUAUGUAUUGGGUCAUGAUGCCAUGCGUAAGAUGGGUGCCUCUAAUGUACUUAUUGCUGGUAUGAAAGGACUUGGAGUUGAAGUUGCUAAGAAUGUUGUAUUAGCAGGAGUUAAGUCAGUAACUAUUUAUGAUCCAGACACUAUUGAGCUACCUCAUCUCUCAUCACAAUUUUUCUUUACUGAAAAUGAUGUUGGUAAGAACACAGCUGACGUGUGUCAGCCUCAUCUGUCAGAACUCAAUUCAUACGUACCAGUUGACGUAUUGAAGGGAGAAUUGUCAGAAGAGAAACUGAAGAAAUAUCAAGUAGUUGUACUCACUGAUUCUAGUUUAACUGAUCAGGUGAGGAUUGGAGAAUUCUGUCAUUCAAAUGACAUCAAAUUCAUCGUGUGUGACACCAAAGGACUCUUUGGACAAGUGUUUUGUGAUUUUGGUAAUGAAUUCAUAGUGUCUGAUAUUGAUGGAGAGCCUCCAGUCUCUGUACUCAUAUCUUCAGUAACAAAAGAUACAGAGGGAGUGGUCACAUGCUCGGACGAGACCAGGCACAACCUUACCGGAGAGGAUUAUGUAACAUUCAAAGAAGUUGAAGGAAUGACUGAACUCAAUGGCUGCCAGCCCCGACCAGUUAAAGAAUUAGGUCCCUAUACAUUCUCUAUUGGUGAUACGACUGGUUUUAGUGACUAUGUUAAAGGAGGUGCUGCUGUUCAAGUUAAAAUGCCAAAGACAUUUAAAUUUAAAUCCAUUAAUGAGUCGUUGAAUGAACCUGAGUUUUUGAUAUCCGAUUUUGCAAAGUUUGAACGACCAGCACAACUUCAUAUUGGAUUCCAAGCUCUUCAUUCUUAUAAGAGUAAGUGUGGUUGCUUGCCACGUCCUUACAACAGAGAAGAUGGUGCUAAGUUUCUUGAAGUUGUCAAGGAAGUCAAUACUGCUGCAGUUGCUAAAGUAGAAGAGAUUGAUGAGAAAUUGAUGAUGAAGCUAUCAUACUUAUCCAGAGGUGACUGUAGUCCAAUGCAAGCUGUAAUAGGAUCCAUCACUGCACAGGAAGUUAUGAAGGCUUGCAGUGGUAAAUUCUCUCCUCUUGUCCAGUGGUUUUAUUUUGAUGCUCUCGAGUGUUUGAGUGAAGAGGAAGGAGGGGAUGAGUUACCAGAGGCAGCUGCUGUUCCUCAGGGCAGUAGGUAUGAUGGACAGAUUGCUAUAUUUGGAUCAGACUAUCAAAAGAAACUGGAACAGUUGAAAUAUUUCAUAGUAGGAUCAGGUGCUAUCGGCUGUGAAUUGUUAAAGAACUUUGCUAUGAUUGGGAUUGGUGCUGGCCCAAAUGGUAAAGUGUUUGUAACAGAUAUGGAUCAUAUUGAGAAGAGCAAUCUUAACAGGCAGUUUCUAUUCAGGUCAUGGGACAUUCAGAAACCAAAGAGUACAGUUGCUGCUAACUCAGUUAAAAGAAUGAAUCCUUCUUUAAAUAUUGAGGCUCAGCAGAACAGAGUAGGAGUAGAUAGUGAAGAUAUUUAUAAUGAUGAUUUCUUUGAGUCUUUGGACGGAGUCUGUAAUGCACUGGAUAACGUUGAUGCCCGUCUGUACAUGGAUAGGAGGUGUGUCUAUUAUCGCAAGCCUUUGCUGGAAUCAGGUACUCUUGGUACCAAAGGAAACGUUCAGGUUGUACUGCCCAAUACAACUGAGAGCUAUGGAUCAUCACAAGAUCCUCCAGAGAAGACAGUGCCAAUAUGCACUCUCCACAACUUCCCUAAUGCCAUUGAGCACACACUACAGUGGGCUAGAGAGAAGUUUGAAGAGUUGUUUGCUCAACCUCCUGACAUCGUUUGUCAAUAUUUAAGUGAUCCAGCUGGAUUUCUUGCAAGGGUUCACAAAGGAGCUGGCAAUGAACCUUUAAUGACUCUUCGUACGUUAAAGACAGCUGCAGUUGAUAAAAGGCCAACUAAAUUUCCCGACUGUGUAGAAUGGGCCAGACUAUUAUUCCAGGAGUAUUAUUAUAACACGAUAGCACAAUUGCUCCACGUGUUUCCUCCUGAUCAUAAGACUACUACUGGUCAGCCAUUUUGGUCGGGACCUAAACGCUGCCCAACUCCUAUUAAAUUUGAUCCUAAUGAAGAUCUUCAUUUGCAGUUCAUUGUUGCUGGUAGUAUAUUAUAUGCUGAGACUUACAAUAUCAAACCAGUUAAAGAUAAAGAAGAAAUAAGACGAAUGGCCACUGCUGUUGUAGUUCCACCCUUUGUUCCUAAAUCAGGUGUCGUAAUACAUACAACUGAUGCUGAGGCCCAAGCUGCUUCCAAUGCUGUUACUAGUGAUACAGAUGAAAUGACUGCCAUUGAGAACUCACUCCCUUCUCUCCAGGAGCUAAAGGACCUCAAAAUGACACCAUUAGACUUUGAAAAAGAUGAUGAUACUAACUAUCACAUGGACUUUAUUGUUGCUUGUUCUAAUUUAAGAGCUGGUAAUUAUAGUAUUGAACCUGCUGAUUAUCACAAGAGUAAAGGUAUUGCUGGUAAGAUUAUUCCUGCAAUUGCUACAACUACUUCACUGGUUGUUGGUCUGGUCUGUUUGGAACUUUAUAAGUUGGCCAAUGGCAACAAGAAGAUUGAGACGUUCAAGAAUGGAUUUAUUAACCUGGCACUCCCUUUCUUUGGAUUCUCAGAACCAAUGCCAGCACCAAAGAAGAAAUAUUAUGAUAAAGAAUGGACACUGUGGGAUAGGUUUGAUAUUCAAGGAAGGAAAGAGGACGGAUCUGAAAUGACACUAGGAGAAUUCUUAGAUUUAUUCCAAAAUGAUCAUCGUCUUGAUAUUUCAAUGCUUUCUUAUGAUGUCUCAAUACUCUACUCAUUCUUCAUGCAGAAAGCUAAAGUUACAGAGAGAAAGAAAAUGCCUAUGACUGAAGUGGCUAAAGCUGCCAGUAAGAAAGGGAUAGCUCCGCAUGUUCGUAACCUUGUAUUUGAGAUAUGCUGCUCUGAUGAUCAGGGGGAAGAUGUCGAGGUCCCUUACAUUAAAUAUAACUUCAAAUGAAGCGCUCAACUCUGUAUCAUUGAUAUUAAAUUUAAUCAUAAUACUGUAGAUGCAGUUUUUGGUAUUAAUUUGUGAUACUUUGUUUUCACUAUUUUAAUUGGUUUAGUUAACAA